Messenger RNA from Zymoseptoria tritici IPO323, 372 nucleotides. RefSeq lists its product as uncharacterized. Lineage: Eukaryota; Fungi; Ascomycota; Dothideomycetes; Mycosphaerellales; Mycosphaerellaceae. The transcript has 2 exons. The coding region runs from base 1 to 372 and encodes 123 amino acids. The record is from RefSeq and is a predicted model, not a curated record.
AUGUCCGACAACACCGCUUCCCAAGGCCAAGGCGCAGACAACCCCAUCGCCCACACCAACGCAGCGCCAGCGAACGAUAGCGCGCAGCUCAAGGCCGCUCAAGACAAGAUCGCUCAGCUCCGCGACCAAGUCGAUCAGCUGAAGGAGGAUGCGGAGGAGCAGGAGCAGCGCAAAGCUGUGAUCACGCGCUUGAAGGGUGAGAACGGGCAGUUGAGAGCGUACAUUGUGCACUUGAAGGAGUACACCACGGAGUUGGAGGAGUACGGCGCGCAGUGGAAGGAGUACGCGGGACGAUUGAGGUUUAUGGGCGAUGUGUAUCUGAAUCGAUGCUUGGUGUUGAUUGCGAUCUUGCAGCGAUCCUUUCAGGAGUAA